Messenger RNA from Perca fluviatilis (European perch), 222 nucleotides. RefSeq names its product gamete and mating-type specific protein A-like. The annotation marks the transcript as partial. The record is from RefSeq and is a predicted model, not a curated record. Lineage: Eukaryota; Metazoa; Chordata; Actinopteri; Perciformes; Percidae. The transcript is spliced from 3 exons.
UUACUUAUAUUUAUUUCCGGGGACUUUUAUUUAUUCCGUCUAUUUAGUCCAACAACUGUUGCCACAACAACUGCUUCCCCAACAACUGCAGCCGCAACAAUUGCAGCACCAACAACUGCUGCACCAACAACUGCUACCCCAACAACUGCAGGAGCAACAAGUGCUGCCCCAACAACUGCUGCCCCAACAACUGCUUGGAAUCACUGGUACAUCUACAGAUGA